AUGGUCGAAAAAACGACAAUCCCUAAUCGACACUUCGACGACAUCGAAAACACGCACCAUCUCAACCGUUGGGAAGGUCUGCCGCUGACCCCGAUCGACGGCAAUGUUGGCGACGGUGAGGAACUGCCGAACUUGGUGGCCGAAGGGGGCCUGGAAGAAUCCGAAGCCGACGCAGAGGCAACAACAAAGCAUAAAGUCGCAAAGGUCAUUGUUUACAACUCGAUGACGGGCGAGUGCAAAAUCUCAUUGCACACGUUUAUGGUGGCGCCACCUCAAAGUUCUUCAAACGCCAUGUUAGGUAAUAGCGAUGGUUGUCCUACUCCUGCGACAGGCCAGCAUUUCUUUUAUUUUUGGCAACAUUGUUGGACUUAUAAUUAAUU
Messenger RNA from Soboliphyme baturini, 380 nucleotides. The record is from the annotation of a GenBank genome assembly. Lineage: Eukaryota; Metazoa; Nematoda; Enoplea; Dioctophymatida; Soboliphymatidae.